ACCAAGCAAGCAAGCAGAGUGGAAUUUAUUUUUCUCGGGCUACAGGUAGGCAGGCAGGUAGCGUGCAGCUUGCAGGCUGCCUGGCUCGCUGGGAGCGGGCUAUGGUAGUUACGGGGUAUGGGUACGGGGUUAUGGUUCUCUCUCGUGUGUGCGCUAGCUACCCCGCCGAUUGACAUGGCUCCUCGUCCGUUCGGAUUUAUAAAGACGGGGUACCUGGGCCUGAGAUUUCGAUCAUCUGGACAUCCAUAAAACACUCUCCAUCCGUUCCUCCAGUUCCUUCCUCCGUCCCUUCGAGUCCCUAAUCGUCCUGGUGAUAAGGCGACAACACACGCAAAACACUUCAACUUCGGCGAAACCAACAAUGUCGGUCGAGAAGGAAACCGUCGAGCACGUCAACAUGGCAAAGUCCAGCUCUUCGGACCGGGAGUCCGGAAUAGACCUGGAGUACGAGAGAAGGAUCAUCCACAAGGUCGAUUGGCGCUUGCUCCCAAUCUUGGGUGGCUUGUACUCGGUGGCCCUGAUCGAUCGUACCAACAUGUCGAACGCCAACAUUGCGGGUAUGAGAGUGGACCUUGAUUUGCAGAUUGGCGCCCGAUACAGCAUUGCCCUGUUGGUGUUUUUCGUACCGUACUUCAUCUUUGAACUUCCCAGCAAUCUUGUUCUUCGGAGGGUGGGCGCGGCAAAGUGGCUCGGUUCCAUUGCGCUGGCGUGGGGUGCCGUCAUGAUCGGAAUGGGCUUCGUUCAGGAUUGGAGGACCUUGGUUGUGUGUCGUACGAUUCUCGGUUUCUUCGAGGCCGGUUUCUUCCCUGGUUGUGUCUACCUUGUCAGCUGCUGGUACUGCCGGUUCGAGGUGCAAAAACGAAUGGCUGGAUUCUACCUGUUCUCCGUCGUCGUCGGUGGCUUCUCGGCCAUCCUGGCCUUCGGUCUCAUGAAGAUGGAGGGUAUCGCUGGCAUCCGUGGUUGGCGGUGGAUCUUCAUCAUCGAAGGUGUCAUCACUUGUCUUCUCGCUCUUCUGGCAUACGUCACCAUCAUCGACUUCCCCGACAAGGUCAUCGAGAAGCGCAACGGCCAGUUCCUUACCGCCGCCGACGUCGAGAUGAUCAAGGCCAGAAUCGACCGCGAUCGUGACGACUCGGCCGCCGAUCCCAUCACCUGGGGCAAAGUUGGAACGCAUCUGUCCGAUUUCAAGCUUUGGGUCUUUGCCGUGCUCUUCAUGUGCUCCACCAUGCCUUCGUACGCCUUCGGAUACUUCCUUCCCAUCAUCUUCGAGGGAAUGGGCUGGACAGCCGAGAAGGCCCAGCUGAUGUCGGCACCCCCCUACGUCUUCGCCUGUAUCGUCGGAUUCCUCUUUGCCGUUCUCGCCGACAAGAUGCGCAUGCGCGGACCUGUCAUCGCGAUGCAGGCAUGCAUCUGCAUCGUCGGCCUUCUGACCACCGCCUAUUCCACAAACGAGGGUGCCCGCUACUUCGGAACCUUCCUGGGUCUGGCCGGCGCACAGGGUAAUGUCCCUGCCAUCCUGUCCUACCAGAGCAACAACAUCCGCAUGAACUCGAAGCGUAGCGUCGGCUCGGCUCUGCAGGUCGGCUUCGGCGCCAUCGGCGGUAUCUUCGCUUCCACCAUCUUCCGAACCGUCGAUGCGCCAAAGUACCUCCCGGGUCUCUGGGCGUCCGUCGCCUGCCAGUUCUUCAUCCUCCUCGCUGUUGCGGGAAUGUCCGUCUACUUCAAGACGAUGAACAAGAAACAGAAAGAGGGCAAGCACAUUGAGAAUCACCCAGACUUUACGUACACGCUAUAAACGGUGUGAAACUCGGUUCGGUCACGCCGGCUGUGAGAUGGGUUAUGGAUAUGGAUGCAUGAUUAUAUUUUGGGAGCAGGGUUUUCUUUGGUUGUUUUUGUUGAUUACUUGCGUGUGUGUGUGUGUAUGUGUGUUUGUGAAUUGACUUCCAUGAUGGAUCGAUAACUAUCUCUGUCAAUAUGAAUCUCGUUCGUUCUACGUAGUAGGUACCAGGGG
Molecule: messenger RNA, 2011 nt
Organism: Tricharina praecox
Lineage: Eukaryota; Fungi; Ascomycota; Pezizomycetes; Pezizales; Pyronemataceae
Product: major facilitator superfamily domain-containing protein
Exons: 5
Coding region: 362-1795 (477 amino acids)
Biological process (GO): transmembrane transport
Cellular component (GO): membrane
Molecular function (GO): transmembrane transporter activity
Source: RefSeq, a predicted model, not a curated record